UCACACCGUAAGCUAGUGGUGGUGGCGUUCUGAGGCACCUACUCUGUUAUGCCUGGUGCAGGUACUUGUUUUCAGUGUAUAACAGUAGGUGCCAAGUGUCCAAGUGUGUGCUCGUGAUAUCCUCGAGUGAAUGAUACCCCUAGAUGUGCUGGUGUCCCCUCACAGGGCCAUUCUCCCCCGAAUAAACAUUAUUUUCGUGCAGCGACGUCCGAUUACCCCAACCCACCCACGAUUACCUGUUCGGCAGUAUUUUAAUAUCGUUGAAUCACUCGUCACGACCCAUUGGAGAGGGAGUCUGGUCCACCAGCGUCUUCAUUAUUAAUCCCACGAUUAUGCAGAGGAUCUGAACAGCAUCUCACCCCCUAAAUUGGUGUGCGUUUAACUGCCAUGACACAACCUCUCGUGUUAUAAAUACACGAACACGCGUACUCUCGUGCUAAUCCGUGAAUUCAUACUCCCAUUUUUUUUUCUAAUUUUUUUUCCGAGUUCUGCGGUGAUCGGGGGUCGUGGGGCGAAGGGGAUCGAGUGAUGUGAUUUUCCUGCGGGUGAAGGGGACCUGGUGACAUGAUUUUUACGUAGAAAUUGGGAAAAAGGUGAAGUGGCUGAGGGAGUGGUUGGAGAACAUGGGAAUAUGGGUUUGUGCGUGAAAUACGAGAUGAAAUGGUGUCUGUGGGCUUGCUGGUGGUGUCAGGCUCUCUCCGGGGCCAGUGGCUUUCCGGUAACCUCAGGUGACCCCUCAGGGUUCAGGGCCGAUAGCUGGGAGCAGCGCUAUGCUGUGGGCUCUCUGGGGGCUGGGGUCCUCAUGGUCAUCUGCGUGCUCAGCUGCCUCUGCUGCAGGCGACAGCGGAGGGCCUCCAAGGGGUUUCAGAACUCUGGAGCUGAUCAGUCACAGGAAUUCAAGGACGUCUCGGGAGUAGUGAACGAGACGAUUCUCUCCCGAGGGCUCUCGACCCUGGAGCUGGAGGUGCCCCGUUCAAUCUCCAACAACCGAGUGGAGUUCGAGCCGUUGCCAGUGGACCGUCUGGUCCCCGAUGCGCGUCACCCGGGGAAGCCGAAACCGCCCUCGCCCUCGCUCUUCGACCGCGAGUUCUCGGACAACGAGGACGGCCAGAUCCCGAACCGCGAGUGGUUCUCCCCGGAGCUGCACAUCCCCCGGGAGCGCCUCAAGUACCUCCGGGAGAUCGGCAGGGGCUGGUUCGGGAAGGUGGUGGAGGGGACCCAGGACCUCAGCGACACCAGGACCCGAGGAAUCGUCGUGAGGAUCCUCACGGAGGAGGCGACCGCCAGCGAGAAGGCCUGGUUCCUGGGGGAGGCCCUCCCGUACCUGAAACUCCGCCACAGAAACCUGCUGGAACUCUUCGGAACUUGCCUCGAGACGGACCCCUACCUCCUCCUCUUCGAGUCCUGUCCCACAGGUGACCUAAAGUCCUUCCUACGAUCGAACAGAAAGUCUGAGGCCCUCAGCACCGAGAAGAUCCCGCUGAGGAUGUCCUUAGACAUCUCCUCGGCGCUCGGGCACAUGCACCAGAAUGGCUUCGCCCACACAGACUUGUCCGCCAGGAACUGCCUGGUGUCGCCAAACCUCUCCAUCAAACUCGGUGACUACGGGAUUGGGGUCGAGAAGUACCCCGAGGACUACUACGUCGUGGGCGACCGGGCCCUCCCCAUCAGGUGGUCAGCCCCGGAGAGCCUGGUGUGCACAGACACAACCAUCGAGACUCGAGCGAUUACCCCGAAGGCCAACCUCUGGAGCUUCGCAAUUCUCCUCUACGAGAUCGCGAGCUGGGGGGAGCGACCCUACGACUCCCUGGGGGACGAGCAAGUCAUCGAGAUGAUCCUCUCGUUGAACUUCGAGUCCCACCUGAAGCUGGAGGAUCUGCAGAGUUCGAAGGGGCUCGUGGAGGCUCUGAAAUCCUGCUGGAAGAUCAACCCCAACGACAGAGUCGACUUGGAGAAGGUGAUCGAGGCCCUCCGAGGGAAGGACGCGGUGAACUUCGAGGAGCGCUGGGAGACCCUGCGACCGAACAUGAAGGAAACAAGAAGUUGCAGCCUGAAGGAGUUGCGAGCAAGCAUGGACUCAGACCUGUGGCAAGGCGUCCCCGAGGAGAAGCCCUCGACGACUCCCCAGGCUCGUUUCAGGCUGGGGCCCGACGAGUCCACGAAAAACCCCGACCUGAGGUCCCAAAUAAGCCAGGAGUCCGGGUCUGAAACCGAGGAGGAGAGUUGGCGAGGGCGAGUGGAGCGAGGGGCGUACACAGAGAAAGUCAAGCAGAAGUCCAAAUCAAUAGCCGAUCUCAUGGUUCUGGUGCACAUCGACGACGACUCCGAGGCCGAGUGGUCCCUGGGGCCCCAGGUGGCUGAAAAGCCGAGGAAGAAGAUCAACUCCUCAGGGAGCGUUGGGGACCUGCCCUCGGUGAUUGCUGACGAGUUCGACGAAGCCCUGCGAAAACUGCGAGACAUAGGCGCCAGUAAUGCUGAGAGGGAGCGGGGGAACGAGGAAGUGAUCGAAGUGACGAUCGAACCGAUUCCCAGGGAGCACAUGAGGGACUUCAGCUCGACCCCAAAGGCAUCCAGAGCCCCUGAGCCCGUCACCGAGUCCACAAACACCUUCGUGGACGUGGAACUCUGGAAAAAUGCUUUGGAAUUCGAGUUGGAGCGCAAGAACACGGGAUUCGAGUCCAUCAACUUCGAGGAGAUCAUCGAAUCCGAGAAGAUUGAGGCAGUUCCUGACCUGCUGGAGACGUCUCCGUCGGCCCCAGACACCCCCCAGUCCCGGGGGGAGAUCUCAGUGGACAACGAGGACUUCUCGAACGGCGAGGACUCCACCCCUGAGGGCAGGAGAAAACCUGGGGAUCCUCACGACGAGGAGGACGAGAGGAAGCACCUGAGCACCCCUGAUGACGAGAGAAGCUCGGACAGCGGCUUCAGGGACAAGGAGUCAUGCGAAGAGGAGGAGAACAACGUCUGCAUAUUCAACUCUGGGAUUCCACACUCGACAACUGAAGAGGAACAGCUCAAGAUCCUUUACGAGCUUGAUACCAUCCUGGAUGCCGAGUAUUGCGGGGGUUAUGAGGAGGAACGACCCUCCAACACCCUCAGGAUCAGCCACGAGGACGAGAGCACGGAGAGCAUAAGUCAAACCACUGAGAGGGUCAAUGGGGCUUUGGUGGAGAGUGUAGAUAGUGUAAUUACUGUAGAUAAAGAGGUAGAUAAUUGUACAAAUGUUCGGCAGGAGGAGCCCAGUGGGUCCAAUCCUUCGGGGUCAAGGGGCAGUGAGCAGGACGAGCAUGAAGGUGAGGAUGAUGACAGUUCGACGAUGUCACUACGCAGUGACAACUCCUAUGUUUCCUUCAACCUGGACGAGGAGUUCGUGGCUGCGAUCAGGAAUGAGCUCAGGGAGAAGCUCCCGCGGGCUCAGUUGGCAGUGGUGGAGUCCCAGGAGCUGAGGGACGACGAGGAGCCAUCGGUGAACAGUGUUCAAGACACUGACACCCCCUCCUGGGGGUCCAAUGAGGAGCAGGAGAGCUCUGGCCCUGGGAACAUUGACAUUGCCAUUAGGUACAAUAUCUAUGGGACUCCGUUGAGCCCCAUCCUGGAGGAGAGGGAGAGUGCGGUGACUUCAGAGUCCUUUGCGUCGAGGGAGGACUCCAGGGAGGCCUCUGAGGCCUCCAGGCUCUCGCUCUCUGAGGACGUUAUCGUCGUGGAUACCAGGACGAAUAAAGUUGUCCUGGUGGAGGGAAACGAGAGGAAGAACCCUGAGGAGGAUCGAGACACUUGUGGGGACAUCUCCGACGACGAGAGCAUGGAUUACGUGGCUAAUGUGGGCCAGAAGUCCCAGUCCCAGACGAGGAGCAGAACCUCCAGUGGUGCUCCCCUGCCCAGUCCCGAGGAGGAGUCCAAGUGGCAGGCGCAGUUUCCCAUUCCUCUGCAGCUCCAGGACGACCUCAUGUCGACGAGUUUCAGCACUGAGCAUGAGUGGGACAGCCAGGAUGAGGACGAGGAGGGCGGGGGGGAGGAGAGGGCUGAGGUCGAGGACGAGGAGAACAGUUCGAGUUCGGGGGAGUUCGUGUGGAAGAGGUACAGCGAGGAGAGCUGCAGGGAGGAUGUCACUCCCACGAGCCACGACGUGGGAAAAAUCGAGGAGGAGGACGAGGAAGAGGAGGAGGAGUUCACGCCUUCUGCCUGGGACGCGACCCUGGCCCCUCACAGAUCGGCACUGAGGUCUCCGGAGAAGAAUGUGAAGAGUGGGGUAAGUUUCUGGGUGUUUUGGUGGCUCUUUGGACUUUGUUGUGAGGAGGUAUUACGUAAGUCUCAGGAGUUUUGUGUUUUUUCUUGCUCCCAGGAUGAACUGGACCAGAAGAAGAACGUGUGGUUCAAGAAGCAGCGUUACCACUGCGUCUACGAGUACCCAAAGGAGACGCACACCUCGGACUUCCCGAGCCCAGCAGCGACCACCUGGGAGCCCACGACGUACGCCGACUGGGAGGAGAUGAUGGACGAGCCCCGCCUCGACGUCUACCCCAUGGACUACGACGAGUCUAACCACCUGGGUGACGACGAGUUCUUCGUCAGCAGUGGUAAUAGACCCUUCCAAUUUCAAGCUGGGGACGGAAAGUACGUGAGUCAAUUUUUCCCAGGGGCGAACGUUGGCCUGACACCUGACGACGACGCCACUGGACCCAGUGACAAUCACCAGGUGCAGUUGGGAGAGCUGCGACACACCCGUGACAAAUUGAAGCUCAAUCUGCCGAUGAAUCAGGAGAACAAUUCACUGGCCCAUUUGCUGCACGACGAAAGAGAGAUGGAGGAGCGAUCGAACGACGAGAGUGAAGAGAGGAUGGAGAGAAAGGAGAACAGCUCGGAGUCGUCCCUCUCCAAGGACGAUCAGUCCAUCAGAUCAGUCCUGCGAUCCCCAGAAUUGUCGGAGAGAAGAAUAGUUGAGGACGAGAGUGCAGACGAAGUGAGUGAACUCGAAGCCUCUAAGACUGAAAACCCGAGCCAUACCAAAUCGUCCGGGAGACCACUAGUAAUAUCGACUAAAGAGGAAACUGAUGCUAAAGUUGAUGGUGAUGUUGAGGAGAAUGAAGAGAAUGAUCAGAGGAGUCAGACUCCACGUCGGGGUGAGGGGGGAAAGCCCUCCAACAUCGAUGGCAUCGAGACGUGCGGUGUGAUCAAGGAACCUGGGGAGAACGAUAAUCCGGCCUGAAACGUCCAUGUUUAAUUUACAUUGUAAAUUUCAACCGUCCGGGGUGAUCUUGGAGGGGAACUAGAUUUAUUUCGAGGAGGGGAAUGGCAUAUGUCAAAAAUGAUAACACGUGUGAACAAGUGGAUAGAGUAAUUCUAUUGGAAUUCCGUUCGUUUUUGAUAACUUUUUAAUAGGACAAAGUCUAGACUCGACUUAUUCACUAUAAGUUUUAUUUCUCAUGACAAAAUUCAACGGAAAACUUGAGCAAUUGCAUAAUUUUCGAUAAAAGUAGGGAAAAACUCUAAUAGACUUUCAAUUCUUGUCGAAAAAUGAGAACAGCGCGUAUUUAAAAAGUCGAUAGAACAGUUCGAUUGGAAUUCUUCUCGUUUUUGAUAAAUUUUUCUAGACAUAAAAACAUCUAUUGUUUUUUUCUGUUAAAAAUAUUUUAGCAAUUAUUUAAAAUUGCCUAAUUUUCAAUCAAAGGGUAAAAAAUAUUACCCCAAUAGACUUCCAAUAGAAUUCCCCAAGAAUUCCAAAAGAAAUUUUCUAUUGAUUUUUUACAUGCAUAAAGACAGAAAACUUUCUAGAGAGCUCAAUUGGCCAAAGUCCGUCCGAAAGAACUCCUUCGCAAAGAGAAUAAAAAUUAAACUUCAUUUCUUUCUCUUGUAAAUAUCCACCGAGUACACGUUCAUUAAUCAAGUACUCUCUUAAUUUUAUUUAAAUCUUCAGAUUGUGAUAAUCUGGAGGUCUUUACCGAAUGUAAAUAUGUAUUAAUUUACUCGUAGAUGCACCAACUGUCGUGCCUAAACAUUGAAUUAUCCUCAGUUUCAUUUCAAUUCGUAGUAAAUCAAUCGUUAUUUUAUCGUUGAGCAUAUUAACAUAGGUAUUAAUAAUUUUGUUUUAACAUUUAGUGACAUAAUCUGAAAGGGGUAAUUUUCAAAGGUACUUUUUAAUUGUUAUUUGCUAGCGCCAAAACAGCUCUCUAUUCGUCGAAACGUGUAUUUAUUAAUUUCUCGAGUGAAGUGAGAAAAUUAACGAGAAAAAAUGAUGGGGGAAUAUCAUUUGAGCAAGUUAGCCUGUGAUAAUGGAAACUACGAGAUAAUUUUUCUUUUCUAUUUGGAAAUGGAUCUGUGAUUGAUGAUAAAAUGGAUGGAAUACGAUCACUGAUUACUUUUUUAUGUAUUUACCUGAAAUUUUCAAUUAGAUUAAAACGAGAAUAUGGUAUUGACAAUUUCAACGCACACUUUUACGUAAAUUUUGUUUUUAGGAAUAGGGUACACCGAUUAUAUUGCACGAGUGAAAGAGUAUUUUUUAUCUCAUUCUGUCGAUGUAACGAAUGAAUACCAAAAAAAGGGGAAUUAAUUGGAAAGAAAAAUGAGUUUUCUUACGUAUUUUCUAAUUGAAGAGUAUUGCAAUAUUAAUUUUACCCCAUAAACUCGAUAUUUCGCUCAUUACAUUGUUGAUAAAGAAUGACUAAAGCAUUUUAUUUAUAAAAAUAGAAGACAACAUGCUCGAUAAGUUGAUUUUACAGUUUCAAUUAAUGAAAUCUCGAGGAAAAUCGAGUAAACAUAAGUUCUUUACAAUUCAAAAGUUAAAUCAAAGGUCCAGUAAACUGACUGAAUGCUCUCAAAGGCAAAAUAUAACGACAAUGAGAGGGAGGGGAAGUCACCAAAUGAUAGCAAUUGUUAUCGCUAUACAUUAGCAAAUGUAGAUGCUCGGCUUUUCCGGCUGUCGUCAUUCAAGAGAACACCCAGAUGCACCAUCGCUACAAUUUGUAGGAUAUUACAAUGAAUAGAGGACGAUUAAUAUAUUGCUA
This is a messenger RNA of Diachasma alloeum, 7001 nucleotides long. RefSeq lists its product as uncharacterized. The record is from RefSeq and is a predicted model, not a curated record. The transcript is spliced from 9 exons. NCBI's taxonomy places the organism in Eukaryota, Metazoa, Arthropoda, Insecta, Hymenoptera, Braconidae. Bases 632 to 5206 code for a protein of 1524 amino acids. Gene Ontology annotation, biological process: protein phosphorylation. Gene Ontology annotation, molecular function: protein kinase activity; ATP binding.